This is a messenger RNA of Scomber japonicus (chub mackerel), 999 nucleotides long. RefSeq names its product cysteine three histidine 1 (gene cth1). The coding region runs from base 1 to 999 and encodes 332 amino acids. Lineage: Eukaryota; Metazoa; Chordata; Actinopteri; Scombriformes; Scombridae. Gene Ontology annotation, molecular function: metal ion binding; mRNA binding. The record is from RefSeq and is a predicted model, not a curated record. The transcript is spliced from 2 exons.
AUGUUUGAGAGGGGGCUUCAUGUCUCCCUGUUUCUCUUCCAGACUGGAAGUGAUGACUUGUUUCUGCCUCAGUACCAAGAUGAGGAGCUGGUGGACAACCUGCUGUCCAAUGAGGAGUCAGAUGGAGGCGGCCUCUCCCUGGCCAAGGCUCUGCUCCCUCUCGUAGAGUCCUCUCCUGCCCUUGUCCCCUGCUCCACCCGCUACAAGACGGAGCUCUGCACCACCUACUCAGCCACCGGUUUCUGUAAGUAUGCAGAGCGCUGUCAGUUCGCCCACGGCCUCCACGAGCUCCACGUUCCCUUCCGCCACCCCAAGUACAAGACGGAGCUGUGUCGUAGCUACCACACCACUGGCUACUGUUACUACGGCAGCCGCUGCCUGUUUGUACACAACCCCACCGAGCAGCGCCCCGCUCUGCGCCGCAGGAGGAACUUCCCGUGCCGAACCUUCCGCUCUUAUGGAGUUUGUCCCUUCGGCAACCGCUGCAACUUCCUACACGUCGAGGGUGGAGAUGCUGGCAGCAGUGAGGAGUCGGCUGAUGUUGAGAAGACCCCACCUGUUCCCUCCGCUCCUCUGCAACCACAGACGAAGGAGUGGAAGCCACGUGGAGCUCUGUGUCGCACCUUCAGCGCGUUUGGUUUCUGCUUGUAUGGCACGCGCUGUCGCUUCCAGCACGGCCUGCCCAGCAAGAUCAAAACCCCAGACCAGAACCAAGGAAACCACUUCUUCCCUCACCCAGGUAGCUCAGGUCUACCAUCCCCCACCUCACCAUUCAGCUUCACCUCACCAAACUCCCUAAGCUCAUCCCCUCCUCCCUCCACAUCGUCUUCUCCUCCACCCAUCUCCCCUCUCACGGCCCUGCCAGCGGAGCCCACCGCCCACAACGCCUUCACCUUCUCUAGCCAGCACCUGAGUGACCUGCUGCUGCCUCUGGCCCUCCACCUGCAGCAGCUGGAGAGCAGCAAGGCCCAGGAGAUCUGGGACAACAGGGUGCAGUAA